UCGAGUGAGCGGACACGAGCCGUAAGAUUAAUUCUAGUCGCCACUAUCCAUCCAACCAACCAACCAACCAACCUGCAAGUCCCACACUGAUCCACAAAAGGGCUCCAACUGACCAAGAGCUACCAGCCUCCCCAGUUCGGGGACUCGGGAGUCAGAGUCAGGCGUGACGAUACUGAGGUUGACAUUGGGGGGUGAGCUGCUCAGGGAAUCACAACAUUUUUGGAGGGAUGUUAUGACACUGUUGCUGCACGCUCGUGGUGUGGAUCUAACCCAAACCUUUCCUUACGACUCCUUCCCAUAUAGUGCAGUCAUCCAAAAUGGAAAACACUCCAUGACUCAGCUGUUUUUUUUUUCAACCCUGUGAAGUGACCAGAAGUGAGAUCGACGGUCUCUGGCAUCGGGACUGAGCGCUUGUGGCGCUGACACGCCGCAGGGUCUCUUGCUCGAGGGCUGCUCGGUGUCGGUGAGGUCACGCGGCCAGCAGGAGAAGACGUCCGGACAAGUCGCGAGGGAGGAGUUCUGUGAGCCUCCAAGUCCCGACACAGAAGACGCCAGUGAAACGGACCUUGCCAAACAUGACGAGGACGAUUACGUGGAAAUCAAAGAACAGAUGUACCAGGACAAACUCGCUUCCUUGAAAAGACAGUUGCAGCAAUUGCAAGAAGGUACACUUCAAGAGUAUCAGAAGAGGAUGAAGAAAUUAGACCAGCAGUAUAAGGAGAGACUCCGGAACGCAGAUCUGUUUCUUCAGCUGGAGAAGGACCAAGUGGAGAGAAACUAUAUCAAGGAAAAGAAGGCGGCGGUGAAGGAGUUCGACGACAAGAAGGUAGAGCUGAAGGAAAACCUCAUCGCCGAGCUGGAGGAGAAGAAGAAGAUGAUCGAGAAUGAGAAAUUGACGAUGGAGCUGACUGGCGACUCCAUGGAGGUGAAGCCCAUCAUGACGCGGAAGCUGAGGCGGCGACCCAACGACCCGGUUCCCAUACCAGACAAGAGAAGAAAGCCAGCGCCAGCUCAGCUGAAUUAUCUCCUCACAGACGACCAGAUCAUGGAAGACCUGCGGACGUUAAACAAGCAUGUCAUCACCUUUUCACAGCUGAAGUCGCCCAAACGUCCAGUCUCCCCCUCCACCCCGGAGCACAUCCCUGCCGCCCCUAUGGAAAACCCCUCACAGCGCUUCGAAGCUCGAAUCGAGGAGGGGAAACUCUACUACGACAAAAGAUGGUAUCACAAGAGUCAGGCCAUCUACCUGGAGUCAAAGGACAACACCAAGAUCAGCUGCGUCAUCAGUUCUGUUGGAACCAACGAGAUUUGGGUGAGAAAGACGAGCGACAGCACUAAGAUGAGGAUCUACCUGGGUCAGCUGCAGCGGGGAGCGUUCAUCAUCCGGCGGCGGUCGGCGGUGUGAAGCUCCGCCCCCUUCCCUUACGACCCCCUCAUUCGCUUCCGAACAUGUGUACAGUCUGAUUUUACCUUUUUCAAAAUAAACAAGACCAUUGUGAUAAAA
Messenger RNA from Synchiropus splendidus (mandarinfish), 1504 nucleotides. It is a transcript of the gene suds3, whose product is annotated as SDS3 homolog, SIN3A corepressor complex component. The transcript is spliced from 12 exons. Gene Ontology annotation, cellular component: Sin3-type complex. Gene Ontology annotation, molecular function: histone deacetylase binding. NCBI's taxonomy places the organism in Eukaryota, Metazoa, Chordata, Actinopteri, Syngnathiformes, Callionymidae. The record is from RefSeq and is a predicted model, not a curated record. The coding region runs from base 611 to 1405 and encodes 264 amino acids. Gene Ontology annotation, biological process: negative regulation of transcription by RNA polymerase II.